Molecule: messenger RNA, 141 nt
Organism: Rodentolepis nana
Lineage: Eukaryota; Metazoa; Platyhelminthes; Cestoda; Cyclophyllidea; Hymenolepididae
Source: the annotation of a GenBank genome assembly
CACCGUAAGAGGCCUCAGUACAAAUGGGAGCAAGAGGUUUCUCUCUGGGUGGUCCUCUUUUUGGGGCACUUAGUGGGUCUCCCACCUCUGUGGUUCAACUUCUCCUCCACUGCAUCGCGUAAUGUCCCCCUCCCCCAUUGA